AUGGGGACAAGGCAUUCUCCAGAGGGAAACAGAGGCCUUUGGGAUGAGUUCCAAGAGUCAGAAGAAGAAAGGAGUAAGCAGCAAAGGCCUGGGAAGGAAGAGGAGGACUGGGGAGCUGAACAGAAUGGAAGCCAGGAGGCUGGGACAAGAGAGGAGGUGCCGGGCUCCAUUUCCAGAAGUAACAGGCAGUUGGUCCCAGUCCACCACCAGGGCUCUGUGCUGUCUCUGCGAUGGUCAUCUAGUUACACCUGGACAUCACAGGUGCUGACCUCACUGCUCAGCCUAAUUGCCUUCAUCCUGCUGUUGGUGAUGGCAUUCUCCAAGAAAUGGCUGUAUCUCUCUGGGAGUCGCUUCUUCCAGCGCUGGCCAGCCAAUGUCAGUGCCAGAAUCUAUACCACAGCCAAUUUUAUGUCCAUGGGGCUCCUGCAUACCUGCAAAGCUAGGAGCUGUUACAACUUGGAGCAAGGGAAAGUCACCUUCAUUUUCGUCACCCUCAUGUUGUUCCCUAUUAACCUCUGGAUCUUUGAGUGGGAGAAGAAUUUAUCAAUCCCCAUUGGCUGGAGCUAUUUCAUUGGUUGGCUGGUGUUUUUCCUGUAUGUCACCUGUGCGGCCCUUUGCUACUUCAACCAAAAAAAUUUCUGGAGACUGGUUCUGAUGCAUCCCUUUGGCAUCAUGUCCUGGAGCAACCAUUUUCGCUCAGUCGGAGAGUCUCUGAGUAAGAGCAAAGAGGUUACUGACAGCCAGAUGGAAGCCCCAAAUCCUGAGGAAGAAGAAGACAUCUCUAACCUUUUCUGA
Messenger RNA from Orycteropus afer afer, 795 nucleotides. It is a transcript of the gene ODF4, whose product is annotated as outer dense fiber of sperm tails 4. NCBI's taxonomy places the organism in Eukaryota, Metazoa, Chordata, Mammalia, Tubulidentata, Orycteropodidae. The record is from RefSeq and is a predicted model, not a curated record. The transcript has 3 exons. Bases 1 to 795 code for a protein of 264 amino acids.